AAUACUCGUCAUAGAUGUAUCGUAAGGUGACAGUUGAAUAUGUCUUUGUUCAUUUCCCACAUCGAGAUGACAAGGAGUCCAACACAAGGCCCUCCCUUUCAUGGCUCCAACGACGGGGAGGCGUGGCCGGGUCAUGUUUACGUCUGGCUUCCCAGAGAAGAAGAAGAAGAAGAAGAAGAAGAAGAAGAAGAAGAAGAAGAAGAAGAAGAAGAAGAGGACGAGGAAGAAGGAGGAGGCGACGGUGGAGAGUGCACCUGUCGUCAUCCCGCUCGGAUAUCGUGGCACGCCGACAGUCAAAUGAGACACUCGCUCCCGCGAGGCAGUUCACCAGAAGCUUCCACUAAGGUUGCACUCGUCCAUGCUGAGAAGGGGAAAGAGCGGCCGGCCUCCACGUUCGGCCUGGAGCGAAAUGCGCCACGGGGUGGAUUGCGUCACAGUGAUGUCGACGUCUGCUGAAGGAGAAGAAUGGGAAAGCCA
Molecule: messenger RNA, 477 nt
Organism: Hippocampus comes (tiger tail seahorse)
Lineage: Eukaryota; Metazoa; Chordata; Actinopteri; Syngnathiformes; Syngnathidae
Product: histone H3.v1-like
Exons: 3
Coding region: 40-456 (138 amino acids)
Source: RefSeq, a predicted model, not a curated record